CUCAAGAGUCAGGAUGUCUCAGAUUUAACAGCAGUUGAGAGGGAAGACUCGUCAUUACUUACUCCUGCAGCCAAAAAGCUGAAACUGGACACCAAAGAGAAGAGAGAGAAGAAGCAGAAGGUAGACGAAGAUGAGAUCCAAAAGAUGCAAAUCCUGGUCUCUUCUUUUUCUGAGGAGCAGCUGAACCGUUAUGAAAUGUAUCGCCGAUCAGCUUUCCCUAAGGCAGCCAUUAAAAGGCUGAUCCAGUCCAUCACUGGUACUUCUGUGUCCCAAAAUGUUGUGAUUGCCAUGUCCGGUAUUUCUAAAGUUUUUGUGGGGGAGGUAGUAGAAGAAGACUUUGCUUCUGCUGUUGAGUAUAAGAAGACAAGCCAUGCCCUGCUAGCAGUACCCCCCCUGGGAGCUUUCCCUCCAUCAGCCCUGGAUGUGUGUGAGAAGUGGGGAGAGACGCCACCACUGCAGCCCAAACACAUGCGGGAGGCGGUGCGGAGGUUGAAGUCCAAGGGGCAAAUCCCCAGCUCUAAGCACAAGAAAAUCGUCUUCUUCUAGAUCUGACCCGGAAUGGCCCAGACCUCUCACAGUUGGGCUUCUGCACCGGUGCUUUGUUAUCGGGGCUCCAAGGACCCAUGACGAUGACUUUAAUAUCUGUCACACCUACAAGGCAUGCCAGGAAGAAAAACAAAGACAACUCA
Cricetulus griseus (Chinese hamster) is the source of this 689-nucleotide messenger RNA. The record is from RefSeq and is a predicted model, not a curated record. NCBI's taxonomy places the organism in Eukaryota, Metazoa, Chordata, Mammalia, Rodentia, Cricetidae.